This is a messenger RNA of Penicillium samsonianum, 1112 nucleotides long. Its product is annotated as Sec63 complex subunit SEC66. Bases 144 to 938 code for a protein of 264 amino acids. Gene Ontology annotation, biological process: post-translational protein targeting to membrane, translocation. The transcript has 3 exons. Gene Ontology annotation, cellular component: Sec62/Sec63 complex. The record is from RefSeq and is a predicted model, not a curated record. NCBI's taxonomy places the organism in Eukaryota, Fungi, Ascomycota, Eurotiomycetes, Eurotiales, Aspergillaceae.
CAACACCACGUUUCGCACUUCAAGGCCCUUCUUUUCUUGAUUUCACCUCACUGGUAAUGACAGCUUGACUAUUUCUAUCUCAUCUUCUUUCCCGGACCUUCAAUACCUCCAUAUAUCUCUACCUCGAAAACCACAUCGCCGCAAUGUUCGACGUGGACUGGCUCAGUCUCGCCGUCCCAGUCGCCUACCUAGGCAUUCUCUUGGGAUCGCUUGCCACAUUCUCCUCCCUCUACCGCAAGGACAAGUCCCGCAAGGCAGCAUCUCUAGAGCCAUGGUUCCCUGCCCACCUCCAGCGCGAUAUCUACUUCUCUCUCCUUCACCUUGAACCCUCAACAACCUCCACAAAAGAGAAGAAGGCCCCCGCCAUCCCCGACUCUAUCUUCAAGGCAUCUCUUCUCCGUCGCGCAGCUGAAGACAUCCGUCGCAUUAUGGCACUACGCAGUCAGAAGCAAGCUCUCACAACGCUCGUCCAACGUGGUAGUGUCGGUGAUGAUCUCUGGCAGCGAUUCCAGCGCGCGGAGAAGGAGAUGGAAGACGAGGUCAAGGAUGUGGUUUCGGAGGCAAACGCCUAUGUCCCCGGCUGGGGCCAGACUAUCUUCCAGUCUGCCAACGAAAUGAUGAAUAACGAUAUCUACCGCAAGCGCAUGGACGAUCAGCAAAAGAAAUUGGAAGAGGAGCGCCAGUGGUGGAGCAAGAAGAAGACGAGUAUCCAGGAAGGAUUCAUGAAGGAGUUGAAUGAGGGCUCGGUGGCUUCCACCGACGAAGCUAAGACUACCAACACCACAACCAAGUCCUUUGAGGCUGCAUCCACGACCCCUGCCGCCGGUACCUCUGUCCAGGGCAGUGAUGACGAUGCUGUUCUUGUGGAGGCGGAAACCUCGAAUACACCUGCUUCUCCACCAAGCGCAAAGAAGAAGAAGGGCAAGGGCAAGAAAUAGAUAUGAGUCGCUUUUUCUGUUAUUUGUACUUUUUAUCUGGGGUUCAAAAUACACUCUCACUGCUAGGGGUUUUUGGGCUGCGGAUUUUGCAGGAAUUUCCAUUAUUAUACCAGUUAUAGGUAAGGUUGAAUACUCAGAAAACCUAUCAAUAUACCACGAACCGGCCAAUUCAAG